Molecule: messenger RNA, 3177 nt
Organism: Uloborus diversus
Lineage: Eukaryota; Metazoa; Arthropoda; Arachnida; Araneae; Uloboridae
Product: rho guanine nucleotide exchange factor 7-like
Exons: 18
Coding region: 180-2030 (616 amino acids)
Molecular function (GO): guanyl-nucleotide exchange factor activity; protein binding
Source: RefSeq, a predicted model, not a curated record
UUUUGAUAAGCUAUGUGAAAUUUCAAAGGGCAAUGGAGUUUUCAUCUUAUUUACAUUUAAUAUAAGUUGCUUUUUUUCGUCAUUAUGUUAAAAUUUUCAUAUUUAUAUGAAUUUCUGCAAAUAAUUAGAUUCUUUUUUUCGCAUCCUGAAGAUUGAAUUGGUUUUUUUCUCUUCCAAGAAUGAUAACCGACUCUCCUGUUUUAUUGGUGAAAGCUGUUCAUAAUUUUAAAGGCACUAAUAAUGAUGAGCUUUGUUUGACUAAAGGAGAUGUUAUCACUGUUACACAAGCUCUUGAUGGUGGUUGGUGGGAAGGAACGUUAAAUGGUGUGACAGGAUGGUUUCCUAGCAAUUAUGUAAAAGAAUUAAAAUCUGAUGCUGUAAAAGGUGGUGAAACUAAUGUCCAACCAUCUGAAGUGCCUUUGUUACCAAAUUUAAAUGAUAUGAAAAUGUAUCGUGGCAUAGUUUUUCAAGAUAUUGUUGAUACUGAAAACAAUCAUUUAAGUGAACUUCAAUUAUUAAUCUCAAAAUAUUUAAAUCCAUUAAAAUUAGCAGAUAUUUUGAAUGAAAUAGAAUAUUCGAACUUAGCAAAUAAUUUAGAGGAUGUAUAUGCUUGUAGCAGAGCUUUAUUAAAUAUGUUAGAAGAUAUCAAAGGCACUCCAUCUAAAGCUCAAAGAAUUGGUGGUGUGUUUAUUCAAAUUGCUCCUCUUGUGAAAAAAAUUCACUCACAAUAUUGUGCUAAUCAUCCAAAAACGGUUGCUGUGAUUGAAAAACAUAAAGAUAUUCUUCAAAAAUUCAUGGAAGAGCAUGGUGCAAAUCCUCCCGGAAUUUUAACAUUGACAACUGGUCUCAGUAGGCCGUUCAGAAGAUUAGAAAAAUAUCCAGCUCUUUUGCAAGAACUACAAAGGCAUACUCAAGAAAAUCACAUAGAUAGGGGUGAUACUCAAAGGGCAGCUUCUUUGUUUCGUGAUCUUGCGGCUACCUGUGCAAGUAUCAGGCGACAAAAGGAAAUGGAACUGGAAAUAAUGUCUGGAAAUAUUAGAGGCUGGGAGGGUGAAGCAAUUCAUACAUUAGGAAACAUUGUUCAUGUGGGACCAGUUACAGUAUUAACGGAGGACAAGCAAAAGCGGGAUCGACAUUUUGUCAUGUUUCCUGAGACUUUAGUUAUUUUAUCUAUUAGUACGAGGAUGAGUGCCUUUGUAUAUGAGGGAAAACUUCCUUUAUCAGGUAUUGUGAUACGAAAAUUGGAAUCAUCUGAAGAUUACCAACAUGCUUUUGAAGUGUCAGGGCAUAUGAUACAACGUUUUAUAGUUGUAUGUUCCACGCCAGAUGCUCUGAAUCAGUGGCUAAAUGUUUUGCAGAACUAUAAAGUAAAGUGUCUUAGUCCCUCUCCCAAUUCUUCAUUUGUAUCCUUAUCCCACCCAAGUCCAUCUCAUGCAGCUCAGUUGAAAGUUUCGCCAACUACAAAUAAUCCACUGCUAAGUCAGAGUUCCAGAAGUAUAUCACCUGAUGAUAAACCAAACAAUUCCAGCCGCAUAACUGCAGCUGCUCGUCAAGUAACAAAAAAGGUUUGGCCAAAUUGGAAUUUGAGACCCCAUCCACCUAUGAGAGCUAGCCUCACAACACAGAGUGAAGUCAAACUGAGAAGAAGCAAUAGCUGUAAAAAAGAAAGAGGGCAUGAAUCAGAAGGGGACAUACCAAUACAAUACUUAAUGGAAACCUUUGGAACUUAUGAUCGAGCUAGAAACACUACUUCUUCUGCAACAGCCAGUGCUCCUCCCAGAUUAAAUUUUGAAGAAGAUAAAGUUUUAAUUGAAGAUAUGGAUGGUGAUUGUACAGAAGUAAAAGAAAAGACUCUGGUUGACACAGUAUACAUGCUUCGUGAUCAAGUGCAGGAAUUGAAAUUGGAAAUAUCAUCUCUUCACAAGUCUUUGAAUGAUGAAAGGCAAGCUAGACAGAAGCUGGAAGUUUUAAUCAAAAAACACAUUCUUCCAAGUCAAGAAAACCACAUUGCAAUGAAUUUAGAAGGGUGAUUAAUGUAUUUUAAUUAAAAUCUUUUUAGAAUGCAAAAAUGCUCAGGGAUGUUAGGCAGUAGCAACUAUAUCAUGAAUCAACCUAUUAUCUGUGAUGUAGAAUUUAAUCUCUGUUAACUAUAUCAGUUGUUAAAAUAUUUUAAAAAAUAAAUAGAUACCUAUUUAUGUGACAUUGAAAAUAUAUAUUGAUCUUUAUAUGCGCUCAAAUUUUAAUCUUACUAUCUUUUAAAACUAUAUAAUUAUAAAAAUAUAGAAUGUGAUACAUUCUAACAAUGCUGUUAGUUAUUUCUAAUCUAACGUAAAAGCCAUUUAUGACUCGUUAUUGCACAUAAAGUUCAUGUUCUUAAGUACAGGUUAGUGAUAAAUAUAUUGUUGUUGUAUAGUUUUCAAAUUUAACUGAUAAUAUAUUGAAUUUUAAAACUUUUAACUGUGUUAAGUGAUUUGUUAUGAACUAUUGCAAAAAUACAUGUUGUAUUCUUACAUGUGUUAUCUUUAAAAAAAAAUUAUUGCUUUGCAAUAUUUUAAUUAAAAAAAAAAAUAGUGCAAUAAAUUUAGAGCAAAGAAUUGUCAAGAUUCUUUUUAAUGAACUUGUUGAAAUCAUUGCUUUAAGUAUGAAAAAGUCCAUCAAUCAUUAUAUAAUCAUUUAUCAUUAUUUAUCACCCUGAGUUCAUGGUAAAAAUGUAAAGUUUUAAAACUUUCCCAUAUGAAAUAUUUACAUUUUUAAGUUUUUUUUUUUUUUUUUUUUUGUUAUGAAUUGAAGAAUGAUGUAAGAUAUAAUCAUAAAUAUUUCUGUAUUUGUAUAAAGUUGCAUAACAUUAAUUGUAUAUUUAUGAAUUUCAUGCUGUGUUUUGUAAAAAGUAAAAACAUUAACAUUUCAUUAUUGUGUAAAUAUAAUUGUACCACUCAUGUUAUGUAAUUUAGAAUCGAAUACUUGUUCUUUUUUUAAAAAAUAUUUAAACUUAAAAGAGAUUUCAAAUUUAAUAAAGUCAUAUUUUAACCUCUUUUUAAAUUUGAUAGAAAUCUAUGUAAAAAAUUUUAAUGGCAUGUUCAUUGUUCAAUUCAAUCAUAGUACAAAAUUUCUUUCGAGUUUGUAUCCUUUGUUUAUUACUGCUUGUAAAUUAAAAUAAAUAAAUUAUAUUCUUUUGUC